Brassica napus (rape) is the source of this 353-nucleotide messenger RNA. Its product is annotated as 40S ribosomal protein S28-2. The coding region runs from base 1 to 195 and encodes 64 amino acids. The record is from RefSeq and is a predicted model, not a curated record. Gene Ontology annotation, cellular component: ribosome; cytosolic small ribosomal subunit. NCBI's taxonomy places the organism in Eukaryota, Viridiplantae, Streptophyta, Magnoliopsida, Brassicales, Brassicaceae. The transcript has a single exon. Gene Ontology annotation, biological process: translation; maturation of SSU-rRNA; ribosomal small subunit assembly. Gene Ontology annotation, molecular function: structural constituent of ribosome.
AUGGAUUCUCAGAUCAAGCACGCCGUGGUCGUGAAGGUUAUGGGGAGAACUGGUUCUCGUGGUCAGGUGACUCAGGUUAGAGUCAAGUUCACAGAUUCGGACCGUUUUAUCAUGAGGAAUGUUAAAGGACCGGUGAGGGAAGGAGACAUCCUAACUCUUCUCGAGUCCGAGAGAGAAGCCAGAAGACUCCGUUGAUUCAUAUGCCAUUCUCUAUGAAAGUGUUACCAUGAUCUACAGUUGCCCUCUUAUGUUUCUUAACCUUAUGGUUGUCUUUUUGUCUAAGAAAUACUCUGUUUUAAUUACUUGAAUUUUGUUGAGACAAUGUUUGAAUCGAGAAAUGAAUCUUUUUUCAU